AUGGAUAUGACCGUGGUCUGGAACUCAGGUUUGACCACUUUCUGGGUUGCACUCAGUUGCCUCUCAUACCUGAGACUGGCACUGCCGCUCAAUGCAGAGCGCAAAAACUACCCAAAACCACCUGCCAUGGUUAAAGACCCUCCACACAUCAUCUUUGUGAUGGUGGACGAUCAGGGCUACAGUGAUGUGGGCUACCAUGGCUCGGACAUCCACACGCCAGUACUGGACCAGCUGGCUGCUGAAGGGGUGAAACUGGAGAACUACUACGUCCAGCCAAUCUGCUCACCCUCUCGUAGCCAGCUCAUGACCGGACGGUGA
Molecule: messenger RNA, 318 nt
Organism: Ictalurus furcatus (blue catfish)
Lineage: Eukaryota; Metazoa; Chordata; Actinopteri; Siluriformes; Ictaluridae
Product: arylsulfatase I-like
Exons: 1
Coding region: 1-318 (105 amino acids)
Source: RefSeq, a predicted model, not a curated record